Messenger RNA from Cuscuta campestris, 2424 nucleotides. Lineage: Eukaryota; Viridiplantae; Streptophyta; Magnoliopsida; Solanales; Convolvulaceae. The record is from the annotation of a GenBank genome assembly.
ACGAAGAUUAUUUUCUAAUUUGCCUUAAUCUCAAUGAGUAUUUAUCCUACGUUGUAGAGCUUGUUGUUCUGAACAUGAUCACGCAAACAGAUCUUGAAUUGGAUCUACAUGGCUCAAGAUAUGAUUGACGGACCAGGGAGUUACAAACCGGGGAAGUCGUUCGUCUCCAACCGUUCGCUCGUCUCCGCCGAUCAGCAGCGCUGCCGUGUCUCGCCGCCGACUCCAGCAAUCCCAACCGCCGUCCUCGUCCCAUCCCUCCGCCGCGCGCAGCAGGCCGGCGAAACCAGCGAAGAAGUUGCAGCGGCGAGUUUCCUCCGAUUCACGUUGAAUUCGUCCUUUUUCGAUUUAAUCUUUCUUUGCAUUAUGGAUUUCACGGAGAUUCUAAAAGAUUACCCCUGUGUUACAAAGGAAUUUGUCAUGAACCUUCUAAAAGCUUGCCCUGGUGCCUCAGAACAAGAUGUGGUGAAACGUGUCCUCACUACUGGCCCACAUAUUAUGAAUGUCUCCUUCGGUUCUAACCUUCUCAGCAUGUUAGAACGUUCUCUUCGCCAUAUCAGUAAAUCACGAUUAAAUGAAAGGCUAAAAGGAAGAGAACAUGUUGUAGCUGGACCUUUACUUAAUGUGCAUUCCUUACAUGUACAACCAAAAAAAGCACUCAAAAAGCGACAACUCGCUGUGUAUGGUAUGAUUCGGGUUAGGUAUGAAAAUAUCAUGAGUGGAGAAGAAAUGCAGCUUGAUCUUUAUAACCGGGGUGCCAAUAAUGCUGACAACAUUAGCUCAUGUGGUGGCAAUUUAACUCUUUGUUGGCCUGAUUCUCACAUUAGUUAUGAUGAUUUAUGGAUGAAAUUGCACAAAACAACUAUAGAAGUGGAUCUCUAUCACAAAAUUGGGGAUGAAGUUUUUCCGUUUGCUAAAGAGAAUAUUUUGGUGGGUGAUACAACUGAAGGUGAUUUUGAAGAAGUAAGAUCAAAAGAAUUCGAUUCUAAAAUGUGCUCUGCCACCUUGAUUUAUAUUGCAAUGCCAUUUGCUGUUCUUUGCAAAGUGUCUGUUCGACCAUCUAGCCAAGACAUGGGCAGAGUUGUUAAUAUUGCUGGAAAAAUUGUUGCACGCUAUAAGAACACUUGUGGAAACUAUUCUUCAGAACCGUGCAUCCUUUUUGAGAAGCAAGAUGAGUUUGAACCAGUACAGAUGAAUAAUGAACUUCGUAUGUCGAGAGAAUGGUUGGGGAUGCCAGCAUAUUCGUCACUUGAACUCGAUCUGGACUUGAGGGAUUUCGACACAAACAAAAAACUUACUCGUAGAGUAGAGUUGUUGGGCGAGAAUUGUAUGUAUGCAGCUGAAUAUGGAGCGGCUGUGGAUGAUUUUGCCAUUGCUGUAGAUGCAGGAUUGUAUCCGUACCCAUUGAAUGGUGUUGGGUGGAGAGAUUGUUACAGCGACAAGAACCUUCUUUCUCUGCUGAAUUUUGAGUUGGAAUCGUCAUCAUCCAACAAUGGCAACCUUUGGUGUCAUGAUCAAGGAUUGAAACCAUCACCAUUAGUAGAAUUGUACUCAAUCUUUAUCGGCUGUAAAAAAAGGGUGGCAUUGAAAGUUGUUGGCACUGUUGAAUUCUCUUCCGAUGGUAAUACCCGCUACUUAUUCAAGAGUGACAGUAAUGAUGGUGUGGAAGUAGAAGAUACACAGAAAGUAUUACCAUUGAAAGUUGCGUGCAUGAAUUUUGGCCAGUAUGACUCGCUCGAAUUAAAGGUCAAUCUGGAAGAUGUUGGUGGGAAUUUUCAGAAUACUGGUUUUGCUACUUAUGAGCUUGGAAAUGGAGUCCAUGGAACACGUUUUGUCACCCAAAUAUGUUCUGUUUUUCCGGGCAAAAAAGGGUUUUGUGCGUUGCAUUACUCCUUGUUCCCAAGAGCUUGCCAAGCGAACAUCGAGAUUAUUUUCAAUAUUAAUAGCUUUCAUUCCGGAAUUAGGAGGAUCUACGGAAGUGCAUUUGUGGAAUAUAGCAACUUUGACUACUCAACUAAGUUCAAGAAAGAUUAUUUUCGGAGCAUGCUUUUCAAAAGGACGGAGAAGGAUCCAGUACAAUUAAAGAAGGAUGGGGAAGUACCACUUUCUCGAAAUGUUGUUGCGGUGCCAAUGGAUUCAUCCCUCAUUAUUGACAUAGCUUUUUGUGACAUGUCUCUGAAACAUCAUGUAUCAUGCAGGGAUACAUUCAGUAUUGGACAUCGCAGCAUUGAACACAAGACGAAUGAUUAUAAACUUGAGAUCAAGUUGACUUGGAGUGAUGGUAAGUAAUUGUAUAUCUUGGUUAUACUUUACUUUUUAGAUUCUAUUAUUUGUUUUGAAAGAAUAUGUCCCAAACCAAAGCAGUGUGCCUGGUCUCUCAAGUGUUAGAGUCCCGCACUUGAUUGUUUAUAAAAGAAUGAUAGGUUA